Molecule: messenger RNA, 414 nt
Organism: Eimeria mitis
Lineage: Eukaryota; Apicomplexa; Conoidasida; Eucoccidiorida; Eimeriidae
Exons: 2
Coding region: 1-414 (137 amino acids)
Source: RefSeq, a predicted model, not a curated record
AUGAGAAUCCAUGUAUUGGUCCUCGCUGCGCGGACGCAAAACUGCAGCAGCAACAGCAGCAGCAACAGCAGCAGCAACAGCAGCAGCAGCAGCGGGAGGAGCAGCAGCGGGAGGAGCAGCAGCAGUGGGAGCGGUAGCAGCAGCAAAAGGAAACGCGGACGCAAAACUGCAGCAGCAACAGCAGCAACAGCAGCAGCAGCAGCAGCAGCAGCAGCAGCGGGAGGAGCAGCAGCGGGAGGAGCAGCAGCGGGAGGAGCAGCAGCAGUGGGAGCGGUAGCAGCAGCAAAAGGAAGAGCGGCAGCAGCAGCAGCAGGAACGGAAGCAGCAAUAGGAGCGGAAACAGCAACAGCAACAGCAGCAGCAGCAGCAGCAGCAGCAGCAACAGCAGCAGCAGCAGCAGAUGAGAAAGAAUAG